GGCACUGCAGGGAGCCCUGUCGUUGCUCACCAGUGACAAGUGGGACUGUUUUUACACCUUCUUUCUAAAUAAGGAAGCGGCCUGACAGACAUAUGACCACCGACCCAAUUUGGGUGCUGUCCCGAGGGCCUGCUCAACUCCCCCCUCGUUCUGGACCAGCAAUGACAAAUCAUUGAAGGCACUUUCCUGCUGCUAUCGGGGCCGUCUCCGAUCUUGCAUUGGGAGUCGGAUCCAGGGAGGGACCGGUGAUGUGGAGCCCCUGGCUGGUCUGACUGUGGGCUCUGGUUUCUUUCUUUGUUUCUUUCUCUUUUAAUUUUGGUGCAUGGCGGAUUAUUUCUCGCAACUCUUCUUUUUGGUCGAGGAGCAGGAGAGAGAGCAAGUGUGUGCGUGUAGGGGGGAGAGAGAGAGGCGUGGAGGUAGGAGCUGCAAAACAUGGUAAUCACCAGCAGCAGCACCAGCACCAUCACCUCCAGCGUCUCCUCUCCUCCUCUGCACCGGGGCUUGCGUUUCAUGCCCUGCACAGCUCCAGAAAUAACCCUCAGCCAGCAUGCCGAAGAGAGAAAAACAAGAAGAGCGGUAUUUUUAGGCUCAUUAAUUUGGACCACGUGGUCUGAAGGUAAACCGGAUGGCCGGAGCUCACAGGCUCCUCGUCAGUAUGUCCUGCGAGGCCGGCACGCCGCACUGGACGCUGACCACGGCGGUUCUCCUGAGCCUCCUGCUGGGCAUCGUGUCGGCGUACCCGCUCUCGAGCGGCCGGACGAAUGGCACCUUGCUGCUGGAGAAGCGCUGGGAGACGCUCUUCUCUCGCUCCGUGCUCGGGAUCUCCGGGGAGAAGCCGGAGCUCAACUGGGAGAGUGACUACCUGCUGGGCAUCAAGAGAGUAAGGAGGCUCUACUGCAACGUGGGCAUCGGCUUCCACCUCCAGAUCCUCCCCGACGGCACGAUCAACGGUGUCCACCACGAGAACCAGUACAGUCUCAUUGAGAUCUCCACGGUGGAGAGAGGAGUAGUGAGCCUGUAUGGAGUCAAGAGUGACUUGUAUGUCGCCAUGAACAGACGAGGGAGGUUAUAUGGGACGACAGUCUUCCACGACGAGUGCAAGUUCCGAGAGCGGAUGCUCCCCAACAACUACAACGCCUACGAGUCGCUGGCGUACAGAGGCUCCUUCGUGGCGCUCAGCAAGUACGGCCGCGUCAAGAGGGGCAACAAGGCCACCACUGCCAUGACUGUGACGCAUUUCCUACCCCGAAUAUUACCUCCCCCGAGCAAAGACCGGCAAUAACACACUUAUUUGCACAUGUGGAUUCUUUCCCAGGUAACGUCAAUGCCCUGUCCAUACUGUACAUCCUUAAAAAACCUGCAACCGACUGUCACAGAGAGAAUAUCCAAUAGUAUUUAUUCAGACUUUAUAUGUAUAUUUGGGUAGCUUACUUUGUAUUAGAAAUGAUGAAAUGCCUUUCUUUGCUGCUUUUAUGGAUUUCAACCAAUUUGUGUUGGGGAGAAAGAGAGAGAGAGCGAGAGAGGCUUCAAUUGGUCUCUUCAUUCUACUGUAUGGGUGCUUGUUGAAGUCAGUGGAGCGCGUGCCCUGUCAGCUCUUCUUUUUGGAUAUGAUCAUUGUAUUACCUCAAAGCACCAAAACGUCUGAAAAAUAUACAUGCAUGGAACUACUGAGGAAAAAAAUGCCUGUGAACAUAUUUUUGUUGUGCACCAUCUCUGUUUGUUGGAUAUCAGCUCUGACAGGGUAAGUUAGAGCACUUGCAAAUAUGGCGGUGGUUGUUCUUGCUUUGUCAUGAGGUAGCGGUGCCUUGAAUUCCUAUUGUGGCCCCCCCCUUCUCUUUGCAUGUAAGUAAUGCCGGUGCUGAAGUCAGAAAUAGGAAUGAUGGACAAGUCAUCACUCCACAAGCCAGACGCUAGCGCUGGUCUUGAUCCCCAUUCCUGGUGGGGCACAAAAUGUUCCCACUGGGAACAAUGUAAAGGAAGUGAAUUGUGACCGUGUGCUGCACAUGACGCAGCGGAGCCUUUUUGUCCAGCUCUAGGGCAUCAUCAGAGGGAGCUUUGACAAUCCCACAAUUUGGUUAUCAGUAGAGCUUGUGGACAUGCCAUUGUUAUCAAGUAUAAACGAAAUUCAUUUGUCCCACUUAGGUUCUACUUUAUGUGAAAUUAGGACAAAAAGUGACAAAAUGGAUCUCUUUUGGUUUGGCACUUAAAGGCCUUUUUGCAGGAAAUAGUGUGGAUGCUACUGUUGAUUAGUCAGUUCACUGUCAAUGAGGGUAUGCUUUGAGGGACAUCAGGAUUUUACAUUUCAGGUACCCCAGUCCCUCCCAUUUAGAUUCACAUUUGUUUUUAUGAUUGAUGAAAGCUAUUUAUGCAAAGUGGUCACUGAUUAUGUAGCGUAUUUUACAUGAAUGCAACCCUUUGAGAUACUGUAAUGUGGCGAUGGGCGGGGACAAAGCUCACGGCAACAGUCAUGCUCAGAGUUGGACUUUUAAGGGCCUCUGCUCGUGGCUUCCAUUGUUGGUUUAAGGAUGCGAGUAAUGUGGAUGAGCAAUUGUGGGCCCCAUCCAUCCAAGCCACUUGUGUAGUAAGACUAUAGGUGCUGACAUCAGCUUCUCGGGUUUCUGACAUUUAGUCGUUUUCUUGUUGCAAACUUGUUCUUUGAGCGAAACAACGAGCGAGCUUCUCGUGUUUUCCCAUGUGCAAUGCGACGAGGAUGUCACGAUUCAUCAAGACCGUUUUCGGUCCUGUCGAAAUGCGCUGCAAUCAAUUUUAGUUUUGGCGUACAGUGGAACCUCUGAAGGACUAGAAUUGGUCAGUCAAGCAAGUUGAAAAGAAAAUAUUUCAACGGUCGGAAAAGUACAAAUCUCAAACGCCACAAACACGACUGUGAAGGCAGAUUAGACUCACAUGGCAACACAAAAAAGCUGAAAUCUGAUUGGACAAAAAAGGGGUGUCAAACCUAAUCGAUUGUUUGACAAUUUAAUCGACUGCCAUUUUAAAAAUUAAGUAACCGUUUAGAGCCCUUUUUAAAUGUGCUUUUGCAGACUUUGAUCGGAAGGAAGUGGUGGUGCUCAUAUUCUGUGAAAGUGUGGAGUCUUAAAAACAAGAUCCCUGUGCAGUAUCAAUGAUGAUCUUGUGUUUUGUCAGGACAGGGAUUUCCUGUCUGUUUUUGUGGGUUGUGUACUCCCUCCACAUUAUGUUCUAAAGUAGCACAUACAUUCAGAUUAGUUCCAUGCAGUCUACCUCUUUAGAGCUUGCCUAUUUUUUGUCAUUUCCCUGCAUUAUACCUCUAUAUCAAUUUUCUUUUCAUUUGACAUACUGUAUCUCAAUUAUUUACUAACAUUACUAGGCUGAACGUCUUCCCCUUAUUAGAUGCCUAGUCCCCAAUGUAGUUGGGAAAACAAACACCUGGACUGUUUGUUUCAUUCACUUACGGUAUUAUGCCAUCACUUUAAUUUUUAUAUACAGGCGACAUUCGCAUACACAGAUUUUCUUUUCCCCAAUAUAAUAUUUUAAAAAUAUUUAAAAAAAUAUUUAUUAUUUAUCUAUUUAUUUUCGCCUGUAUUAGCGGGAGUCGACUGUAGUGUCCGAAAUAAUUUACUCAUCAGUCAAAUGAAAAUUUGUUUUGAAGCACUACUCAAGCUGGACAUUAAUUAUGUCAGUGCCAUUGCAUAGUUACAACAUACUGGAUGAACCGCUAUACUUUAAUUAGAUAUUGU
Molecule: messenger RNA, 3716 nt
Organism: Syngnathus acus (greater pipefish)
Lineage: Eukaryota; Metazoa; Chordata; Actinopteri; Syngnathiformes; Syngnathidae
Product: fibroblast growth factor 6-like
Exons: 3
Coding region: 626-1282 (218 amino acids)
Biological process (GO): animal organ morphogenesis; positive regulation of cell population proliferation; regulation of cell migration
Cellular component (GO): cytoplasm
Molecular function (GO): fibroblast growth factor receptor binding; growth factor activity
Source: RefSeq, a predicted model, not a curated record